AGACAGAUUCGAUCAGAGUUUUGUUCGACUAGGCCUAAAGAUCUGAUCGAUAGCCAAUCAUGUUCUGGCGUGACUUCCGGUUUUCCCGAAGUCCGUUUGUUGUUAAUCUAGAUUACAAACUAUCGUUGGGUUUUUCUGCUCGCUUGAAAACUCUGGCAUGCCUUGCCUGUAUUAUAUCCGGAGUUCCUAGCAAUGAACAAUGUCACAAAAUGGAUUCUGCAAUGAAAUGUGAACUGAGAAAUGGAGCUGCAAGAGCAAUGAAAAAGACAGCCUGUUGUUGAGAGUGUUCUGGAGAGGCUUUAGAUUUGAGACACUGAAAGAUUUACUGUUAAAAUUAGAAUGCAUAUUACCCCUUGGAACGAUAGUAGACAUGAUUGAUUGAAUCCAGAACUCGUCUUAGAUUUAGAGAAGUUAUUUGUUUACACUAUUCGAGUCUGAAAUGGCAGCUGGGGGAUCUGGCCGUGGUAACCCCUUUGAGAGCCCAGGGAGUAGUAAAGCAGGAUCAGGGCACAGUAAUGUUGGAACACUGGGGUCCACAGGAGCAAACCAGAAAAGAGAUAAGCGUUCUGUAGCAGUUUAUCUGAAGGGAGAAAGCACUAAAGGAAAUAAUUCGAAGCCUCUCAAUGAUUUCCUUGAUAAUAUCUGUGAGCCUCAAAAAGCAAUUGAUGACUUGGAGGCAAUUGACUGGUGCAAGUGGAUCAUCUCGGGAGGGUUAACAUUUGAGGAAUUCAGCAAGAAAGUUAGUGACUAUGACAGUUCUGUCAUGUGUGGUUUGGUAUGGACAGCACACUUUGUUGCCUACCGCUGUCGAACCUGUGGCAUAUCACCAUGCAUGUCAAUUUGCUCGGACUGUUUCCAAGCGGGAAACCAUGAAGGUCAUGACUACAACAUGUUUCGCAGUCAAGCUGGAGGUGCUUGUGAUUGUGGUGAUUCCAGCGUCAUGAAGCCGGAAGGGUUCUGCCCACGACAUGGGGAAAAUCAUGACAACAAAGCUGCGGCAACACCGCCAGCAGAACUGAUGGCUGUUCCCAAAGAAAUGAUGCCAAGACUCUUCUUGAGAUUGUUGUUCUAUCUGAGAUCACAAUUUAUCGCUCACAGCAGAUUGGCUUACUUCUUGGGGUCCUUGCUCAAUCCAGCUCGUAUGGUCAAAAACCAUUACAGACAUUAUAUGCCAAGCAUCAGUGAUCUGGAGCCAUAUUUGAAUUUCCUGCAAUCGCUAAGUGAUAUGGGAGCUGCAAUGAGGAGGAUUAUGACUCAGGCCCUCACAGAUGAAGCAAGCUACAAAAAGGCUGUUGAACCACCACUUGAGGGAGAACAACUGGGUGAUUAUGCUUCCUUCCUGGAACGGCGGAACUCCCUCUUUGAGACACCCCCAAAUUUUGAAAAAUACAAAGACCGACCAGGUUUAAGCCAAAAGCUGGAGUACACCACCAUUAUUGAAGAAUUGCUGUACUGGGUGGUCCACUUUGAGUUUCCACAGCGACUGGUUACCUUUCUUCUUGGAUUGCUGCCUGACGACCUGUACAAAGAUGCCUUUUCCAAAGCUUUUGUGAAGCAUUACUCUCGCAUUUCCAUGGUUCUUAUGAGCGCCAAGGAAAGAACAACUGUGGCCAAUCGCAUUGUGCACAUCAGUGUGCAGUUGUUCAGCAAUGAGCACUUGGCUGUCCAGCUGACAGAAAAUUAUAGUCUCCUGCUAGCUAUAAUUUUGAGUCUGAGCAACAUGAUACAGAGCAUCAGAGUGGGAAGCUGUUUGGAAGGUAUGGAUGUGAAAUCCAAUUUCCAUUGUGUUGUGAAUUGUGAGCAUGGGAUCAUGAAAGAUCACUGCUACUGGCCUGUGGUCAGUGACCUGAUCAAUGUGUUGUCUCACCGCAAGAUCGCACACAGAUUCUUACAGGACCCAGACCUCAUUGUGCUGUGGUUGGAUCUGCUCACUGAUAUGCAGGGCAUGAAUCUGAACGUGAGAGAGCUGACACAACAUGUUGAGUUUGAACCAGAGACUUACUAUGCAGCAUUCUCAGCGGAGCUGGAGAUAUCGGCCUCCCCAAUGUGGUCCCUGCUCAUGCAUUGCCAAACUCAGGACACCUGUCAUUAUGUUCUGGAAAUGAUCAAGGCCACAAUAGUGGCUCUACAGGACUGGUUUGAAGCUAUCAAUUUUAAGGAUUCCAUGAAGCCUGUUUCUACUCAGCUGACAUUUCAUCUGCCACUUCAUCGGUACCUGUCUAUGUUCACUAUGACUGCUGUAAACGUUCAUGGAGUUGACGUUGCCAGUGUGCUACCAGAUGAAAGCACUUUGAAAAAAAUCAUGAUGCAUGUGUUGCAAAUUCAGGUCUGCUUAACCCAAAUCUAUGCUGGGAUGUGGGUCAGAAACGGAGUCCAGAUCAAAGGUCAAGCAAUGACUUACAUACAGUGUCAUUUCUGUUAUUCAAUGGCAGACGCUGACCUCUAUCUCCUUCAGUUGUGUGCUGCUGGGCUGGACCCGGAUUACUUUGUGGAAACCACACUGGACAGAUACCAGAUUAUGAAGUGGCUUUCCUACUCCCCUGAGUCCUCAAACACUGGAAGCUCCAUGGAUGCUGACCACGAGCUGGCUAUGGUUGAGGGAGCGCUCAGCUUUUUCUGUGCCUUGCUGGGGAUGCACACUUAUCUGGGUGUAAGUGAAACAGACUUGAUGCGCAAGGAGAUGUCUUCCUUGCUGUGCAUGAAUGACCGGCAGCACAGUGCAUUAAUGGAUCUCAUGCCAGAAAAGACUGGAGUCGGGGGUUUGGCGAAGGAACUGUUUGAGCCGACGUUGAAAGAGCUCUCUGAAUAUAAAGCACCCAACUUUGAGGCUGGUGGACUGCAACAGGGCACUUAUGUACCAAAAGCGGCUGUGUGGGAAAAUGAUUUUGAUCCCGUACACGUGUCUCAAAGGGCCAUCUAUCGUCGAGACAUGCAGUCGGCUAUGGAUCGUUACUGUGACUUUUUGCGUGUCAACAAAAAGUACAAGAAGAAGACCGCUCCUUGGCCCCCUUUUUUGAUAAAAGAAGGAAUCAACCCUGCGUACAGAGGCAUCUACCGUUUGCUAAACUGCAAAGUUUUGCAUGCAUUCCUGUUCACAGUUCUACAUAAGGCUGUUGCUUUUGAGAAGAGCGUGCCAGAGAACAUCUUGUGUUAUACCAUGCACUUGCUGGCGAUGUGUCUUCAUUUUGCCCCAAGUUCUCCAUCCACCAGGAGAUCAGCUGCGAAUCUCUCGGUGCAUGACAGUGAGCUGAGCACGUGGUACACCACUGCAGAUAUCAGAGCCAAUGCCUGUGAUACCAUCAAUGAAGUGAUCGUUUCGUUGCCCACAACUGAGGAAGAAAUCCAGGCGAGCUUUUCAUCUGUGGAUACAGAUGUGGAAAUGUCCAGUCUGGAAGAGAUGUUUCAGAUUCAGCCUUCCACCAUGAUUUCAUCAGCAGGUCCUGUUACCUCGGCUCAGAUGGGGAAAAUUCCAGCUCUGGCUAUUGUUUCCGUUCCCUCAGUGUCCGACGGUGAGACUGCAGAUUCAACUGACAACCUCGGACAGGCCAGAUCGUCUGUAAAGAGUUUUGAGAGCCGAGGAGUUUCAACUGGUCGAUUCUCCUCCAAGAAAAUCAACAUCAAAGAGAGCCUCAUAUCAGUCCUUAUCAAGCUACAUACAAAGCUCUCAGGGACUGCAUGUUACAAACCAUCACCUGUGACUUCAGUGACAACGGUUGGAGAUGGAGCAGCGUAUGUUGGUAGUUUCUUAGACAAUCUGUACGCUGCCAGCUCUAGUGCGUCUCGAGUAAUCGAUGAAGCGUGUCGGUCCCUUAGCAUGUCCAAAGUGAGAGCAGGACCGUCUCAUACGGAAAAAGACAGCAAGAGAAGAAAGGCUUGGAACAGGCAGCAAAAGCUCAUGGCUGAAUUUGCAUCCAAGCAAAAAACAUUCAUGGAACAAGCGAUGGAUGAAGACUCCAAAAUGGCAGAAGGAGAUGAGAUACAAUGUGACCAGCAGGAAGAAUGCAAGGUAACAGCCAAAGAGUAUGACUGUGUCAUAUGCAGUCAGACAACGCCAUCUUCUGGUGACCGCCCAGUUGGGCUGAUUGUUUUCCUCCAAGCUUCAAGUGUUUUGAGUCAUCGGCACCGGAAAGACCAAGAGCACUCGCUGAGCCUAUCAGAAUCUCAAAUCCAAAGAUAUCGGAAGUCAUCUUGUGGAAAAGUGUACAAGCAGAAAUUUGAGAUCCUGCAGAAACAUUUUGAGGAGAAAUCAUGUGAGCUGUCGGUCAGUAUUGGCUGGGAAGGAGGUGUGGUGGCUCAGACGUGUGGCCACUAUUUGCAUCUGGACUGCCACAGGUCUUACAUGGACUCUUUGCCGACUCAGAGUCAGGCAGAGGUGUUGGCUGUGAAUAAGCGUGAGUACUGGUGUCCACUGUGCAGACAGCUGUCUAAUGCGGUCAUCCCUAUUGUACCAGAGGAAAGCCUCACCACACAAGGGAAAGCUGGUGCAAAAGACCCCAAACAGAUGUUGAAAGACAUUGCUGAUAUGCUGUCCAAGCCUCGUUUAGGCAUGAGCCUUUCGAGUCAGACUCAAGCCAUGAGCACAGUCAUGGAGGAUCUCACCAACAUUACUUAUCCGUCAUAUCGUGCUUUCUCCAGCUCGCCAAAUACAGAGAGUGUUCUUCUCUUCAUCUCUUCUUUAACGAGGAUAAAUCUGGAAGUUGAACUACUUCAAAGAGGAGGUAACCUUGUGUCCGCUCCUACAUCGAGUGCCAUCAAGAAACACUGUUUUUUGCCUCUUUUCCAAGUGUUGAGCCUGCAUAGUAAGGUGUUGGUGUCGUCCAGUACCUACAUAGAUUUGCUGUCUAACAUCACAGGAAAGAAGUGUGGUGGUGAAUCUGACAGUGUGUCUGUCUCUGAGAGACAAGUGCCCCUGCUGUUGAAAGACCCUUUGAGCCUCCUUGUCCAGUUUGUUUUAACCUUGUCACAUGCUAUGGAGCCUGAACAUCUAGACUUCUUAAUUCAGAUGUUGUACAACAUGGUGUAUGUCCAAGCCUUGGUGUAUCUGAGUCUGAAGUUCUCAAGCGAGGAGCGAGAUGCGUGGCGCAGGAAAGGAAGACAGAGUCAAGUGUUUACCAUGGAAGGUCUGCUGAGCCUGGUGAUUAAUUGGCUUUCCCGAACCACUCUUUAUGAGGAGGAUAGCAGCUCAUGCAAACUCCCUGCUAUAUGUCAGAGUGUGUGGUCCCCUCAGAGUGUGGAGCAAACAGUACAAGAGUUUUGUCUUCCUUUCUUGCGGGUCUGCAGUCUGCUCAAGCAGCAUCUGUUCGACACCACAAUCCCCACUUUGGAGGGACAAAGCGAGUUUCUCUUGCUGGCUUCGUACUUGAAUUUAUGGCAGCCCGGUACCAGGGUUGACGAGACUUCCAGCAGCACGUCAUGUGUACAGUGGGUUGUUGAUGAGCCGCACACACUGGUUCGAGGCUGGUGUAAUCACAUUGCGGAUUUAAUCAACUCCCAUGUACAAGAUUCAAAGACUGUGCUGCUUAUCAACCCCAGCUGGCAACGGCCGAGUCUGAUCAAGCUGCCGAAACGCUAUUAUCAGAUUUUCCAGAUGUUCCGCUCUGCAAGAUGCGGUGAAUGCCACGGCACACCAAAAGACCCGGCCAUAUGCCUUGUCUGUGGCCAGUUUGUCUGUUUCAGAGGGAGCUGCUGCUCACAGAAUUCGGUGUAUGAAAGCGUCGCGCAUUCCAUUGACUGUGGGGCUGGCACUGGCAUGUUUUUAUUGGUCAACUCCAGCAUUGUGAUCGUCGUUCGAGGUCCCCGUGCCACGCCUUGGGGAUCUGUCUACCUGGAUGAACACGGGGAGGAAGACCGAGACCUCAAACGAGGCAAGCCUCUGUUCCUCAGCAUGGCUCGGUAUAGCCUUCUGGAGACACAGUGGUUGUCUCAUAGCUUCGACCACACCUGUAAGCGAUGGAUUUGGCACAGGGAUCAACUCUAGUGGGCCGUGGCUUCAAUGUUACAAGGGCAUGUUGUACUGUGCUGGUGGAGUUGUAGAAACAUCUAUAUAUUCCUGUACAUUGUAAAUACCAGAGCCUACCUGUUGACCUAGAGGGUGUAUAUUUAGUUUUCAACAGUAAUCUGCCAGUAAGUUACUUAACUGCAUUCACAGGGAUGCUUGUGAUAGAUGUAUUUUAUCAUUUAUGUUGGUUUUAUUUAGGGAACUCGUGAUAAGUCCUACUGUUUUCCCCAGCCUGUAAUUGAAGUUUUAGUGAUCUUACAUUUUGUCGAUGUGCUUCCUUUUAAACUUGUCUCAUGCUUACAUAUCCCUGUUGUGUUUGUCAUAACCUUAUUAUUUUGAAGUCAAACAUGAAAAUGGUGACUCCUGUAUUAAAUGAGGGAUGAAACAUCAGCAGAUAGCUUUCUGCAGGACAGCAUUACUGUAUCGUUUGAUGAUUCCUGUUACAUCCGAAACAGGCUGUCACUGACAAUGGAUUACUAUAAUGUUACUGAUAGACUCACAUUACUUUAUUCAUAACUGCAUUGUUGUAUGUCACAUUGGUGGUUGGAAGGCACCACUGAUAGAUCCCCUUUAUUUUACCACCUCUCAAAUAAUAAAUGUUCUUCUCUUUCUGCUGGAAAAUUAUGGAAUUAUAAUGCAUUGGGCUUCAUCUGUAGUGCUGAUGUGAAGAAUCAAGAAGUAGUGAGUGAGGGGAAGAUUUUCUUUGCUUCAUAGAUAUAUCUACACCUAAAAAA
Molecule: messenger RNA, 6732 nt
Organism: Aplysia californica (California sea hare)
Lineage: Eukaryota; Metazoa; Mollusca; Gastropoda; Aplysiida; Aplysiidae
Product: E3 ubiquitin-protein ligase UBR3
Exons: 39
Coding region: 440-5977 (1845 amino acids)
Biological process (GO): ubiquitin-dependent protein catabolic process via the N-end rule pathway; protein ubiquitination
Cellular component (GO): cytoplasm; ubiquitin ligase complex
Molecular function (GO): zinc ion binding; ubiquitin protein ligase activity
Source: RefSeq, a predicted model, not a curated record